AUGGUAAAAGCACAGUGGUCCGGUGCCACACAAUCGGAGAUUACUAUAUCAGGUGAGACCGGGAACUGGACUAUUGAACUCAAAUAUGACGCCAAAGUUAUCAUUAAUGGCACAUAUGGCGGUAAAGUAAAGACUGCCAGUUUUGAUGAGCUAACAUUUAUCAUAACGGGCGAUCCAAUUGAGCCAGGUGCUCAGCAUACUGUCCAAUAUCAAGCUCAUUAUGAUCAUAAUGCCGGUGCUAAUCUUAUCAGUGCAAAGUUUAAUGGAAAACAAAUUGACAUUGGACCAGUGGCCACCGUAUGGCCAAUAACUGUGGCACCCGUCGGGCCUACAGGUCAUUACAACUACGGGGCUGUGAUUCACGCCUCUCUACUCUUCUAUGAGGCCCAGAGAUCCGGGAAAUUACCCACAGAUAAGAGGAUUCACUGGAGGGGAGACUCUAUGCUCGACGACGGCAGAGAUGUUGGCAAAGACCUUACCGGCGGUUACUUCGAUGCCGGUGAUUUAGUGAAGUUUGGUUUCCCGAUGGCUUACACGAUGACUGUCCUGUCGUGGAGUCUCAUCGACUACGAGGACUCGUACAUAAAGGCCGGCGAAUUGACAAAUGUACGCAAUGCUAUCAAAUGGGGCACUGAUUACUUCAUUAAAUGCCACACAAAUGACACCGAGUUUUACGGACAGGUGGGUAAUGGCAAUGAGGACCACGCGGUGUGGGGCCGACCCGAGGACUGGCCUAAGAGUAAAGUGAGGCCCGCGUAUAAAGUGACGACAGCUCACGGAGGCAGUGAUUUGUUGGGCGAGACGUCGGCAGCUUUGGCCGCGGCAUCGCUGGCCUUCAAGACAUCUUAUCCUAAAUAUUCAGCAAAACUCUUAACACACGCCAAGUCUUUGUAUACAUUUGCGGACAAACAUCGGGCUAACUAUACCACAGAGAUUAGUGAUGCCAAGAGUUUUUACAAUAGCAUAUCGGGCUAUGGGGAUGAGUUGGCCUGGGCUGCGGCCUGGAUGCUCAGGGCUACCAAUGAUAGCCAUUAUAAAAGUGAAGUGAAUAAGCAUUUCAAAGAGUUUAGCGGACAACUGGACAGACCGGGAGGGUUCGGGUGGGACGACAAGUCGGCCGGCGCUCACGUACUGCUCGCCCAAUUGGUUGGCGACCAAAAGUAUAAAACUUAUGUACAACAGUAUUGCGAUUGGGCCGUACAUAAAGCCCCGCGAACGCCCAAGGGUUUGGCAUUUAUGGGCGAAUGGGGUUCACUAAGAAGUGUAUCCAACGUUGCCUUCAUUUGUCUUCAGGCGGCGAAACUCGGUAUCAACGAAAAGGUGUACCGGAAAUUUGCCGAAUCGCAGAUCGGAUACAUAUUAGGCGAUACGGGCAGGAGUUUUGUGGUGGGGGUUGGGGUAAACCCGCCCUCCCAUGAACACCACCGGGCAUCCUCGUGUCCUAACCCUCCGGUGGUGUGCGAUAACUAUGCGUUCAACAAUCCGGGCCCAAACCCGCAGACCCUGACGGGCGCACUCGUUGGCGGACCC
This is a messenger RNA of Medioppia subpectinata, 1530 nucleotides long. Lineage: Eukaryota; Metazoa; Arthropoda; Arachnida; Sarcoptiformes; Oppiidae. The record is from the annotation of a GenBank genome assembly.